Messenger RNA from Rhopilema esculentum, 3474 nucleotides. The record is from RefSeq and is a predicted model, not a curated record. NCBI's taxonomy places the organism in Eukaryota, Metazoa, Cnidaria, Scyphozoa, Rhizostomeae, Rhizostomatidae.
AUGGAUUUUCUAAAAACUCCUUCGAAGACCAAUUCGGCGCAUUCAAAGAAUUCUGACUCUAGCAACGUCAACAAAGGAAGUGCUACAUUCUCCAUUGACGAAGAUGACGAUAUUUCAAGUAAAAACUCUUCGCAGUCUGUGAAAAUGAGAAAAUCAAAAUCUCCAAAAACAAAAGGAAAGAUUGAGGACCAACUAAACAAUGAGAAUCUGAAAAUGCUACAACAAAUCUUUGAGAACGCUGAUGAAGAUUGUGGAGGAGGCCUAGAUAUUGAUGAAUUUGGCAAAGCCCUGAAAAUGGCAUUCCAACAAGAACUUGAUGAUAAACAGCUAAAUAUGCUGUUUAUGAAGGUUGACACGAACUGUGAUGGAACUGUGGACUGGGAGGAAUUCUGCAACUACAUGUUGUUGGAAAAUCAACAGAAAGACAGUAUGAGCCGUGAUGUAAACGAGCUGCCAUUCCCAAACCCUGAUCGAACAAUCACCAACCCUCAUCACGACAUUCUUGUCAGCGUAGCCUAUCUGCCAUCAUUUGGAGCAAACCAUGGUCAAAAUUCCGACGAAGUAGACUCCAGUUCUGGUCGAUAUCUCUCCUGCAGCAAAGAUGGAGCGCUGGUGUUUUGGAACCUCGACUUCAAGCUGCAAAAAACUGUCCUCCUUGGUGACCACCAUUCAUCGUCGAAUAAAACAAGACCCAUCUGGGUCACUUGUUUAGUGGCACUUGGCAACGUAAAGAAGAUUGCGGUAUCAACGACUGAGCGAGAUCUCUCAUUUUAUGACUGUUCCGGGAAUAAUUUUGACAAGCAAUACAUGGUAACAGGAUUUCAGCAUAGCAUUUUGUCAAUGGAUUAUUGGUAUAAUCCAAGGAACCUGAAUGAAAGUCUAAUACUUCUUGGUGACACAGGCGGUGGAGUCUCUUGUAUAAUGUUCAAAGAGGCGACAGUAGGCCUAUUUGAUGUCAACAUUGGUAAACUGGAAGUUUUAUCGCAUGUAACAUUUCGACGAAUAUCAUUCAAAGAAUUGUUCAAGAAAAACCAUAGAUCAGUAAAAGUGAUUUCCCUACCAGGACUGCACGAUGACUGGGUGAGAAAAGUGAAAUUCAUACCAAAUUUGCAAUGCUUCCUUUCAUGUACAAGAACAAACAACACAUCUUUGUACCUUGGAGACUUGCAACGAAAGAAAAUGAACUCCUAUUUUCGCGUUCGUAAAGGUAUUUACGCUUUUGACUACGACAAAGACAACAAUGUUAUAGUAACUGGUGGUCCUGACCGAAUCAUUCGUCUUUGGAAUCCAUACGUAACCACGAAAGCAACUUCGGUACUCAAGGGACAUGUUGCACCAAUUUGCCAAAUCAUAAUGGACAGCGAGCACCAGCAAAUAAUCAGUAUAUCAAAGGACAAGAUGAUCAAAAUUUGGGACAUGAGGGACCAGCUAUGCAUCCAAACGAUUCCAAGCCGACUGGUACACAUUGGGAGCACGCCUGUCACAACAGCUCAUUAUAACCCAAAGCACAUGACAUUGGUCCUCGGUGGUACAUCGCUUGUAGUGCUGGACAAAAGAGCGAAGAUCGACUAUGCUGCCGGAGAUGAUGAAGUAACGAGUCAUUGCAAGCCUCUUUGUGCAGCCUUGUAUAAUGAUCUAUUCAAUCAGGUUGUCAGCGCUUGCCAUGGAUCAGUUGUGAAUGUUUGGCAACUGGAAACUGGAGAAAAAUCGAUUAUGUUCAAAGUAGCUGAUGAUGACGUGGAAAUAACUUCCAUUUCUUUUGACCCCACGAUGAGGAGAUUGAUAACUGGUACAGGUGAUGGUACAGUUAGAAUCUGGAACUUCAACAAUGGUGCCUGUCUCAGAGAGCUGCAGUCAGCCGAUGGUAGUGAGAUUACUGGAAUUGCGUGCCCAAAACGAGCAAUUGUGUUUGUUGGUUGGAAUCAGCAAGUCUCGAUAUUUAGAGAUACUACUGGAAACGAAGACGAUCAGGCAAAGAUAUUCACACACAUCCAUAAAGAUGAUAUUCUUUGCAUCGAUCUAUAUAACUCAACGAUGGCAGCUUCUGCUAGUUACGAUGGUCAAAUAGUGGUCUGGAACGUUGAAACGGGCCAUUUGUAUUAUCAAUUCAACGUUAACACAGUGAAGGGAAACAAGAAGUAUCAAGGUUUUCUUGCCAAUGAAGUGGAAGAUGAAGGGACUAAGACACUGUCCAUGCCAACUAAUGCAAAAUUUGGAACACACAUCAAGAAGGCUCUAUCACCAAUAUCUCCGAAUUUACAACAAGAAAAAAGGCCACCAACAAGCGAAGAACUGCUAAAGCAUGCCUCAGAGCAUUUAUCUGUGGAUAAGGUUCUCUUCCUCAAGAAUCGGGAACACGAUCAGAAGACUGCAUCACUUCUGACAAGUGCAGGAGGCUUGAUUCAAGCAUGGAGUGUUCGAGGGGGAGGCUUGCUAGGCCAGUUCAGAGCUGCACACACUGCUGGCGAAUCCGUUUUGGGAAUGGCAACAGACUCGAGGAGUCUUAUGCUCAUCACUGGAGACAGCAUGGGAUACAUAGCAGCUUGGGAUAUCUCCACUUAUUCUGUGCGAAAUGCUGAAGGAAUGCCCACGCCCGACACCAAGUCAAAGUCAAUGUUCAGCUCUUUGGUGCGAUCUAAACUGUUCAAAAAUACAUUGAAACCUGCAAACGAGGCAGAUGAUAGUGCUGAACAGUCCGGGUUUUCAGGCCUCAUGAAAGACCUGACGUCCUCUGUGAACACCACACCCCCACAGAAAAUCAUUUCUUUUAGAGGCCAUACAAAAAGUAUCGUCAGUGUAGACUACGUGGAGAGCAAAGAAUUAAUGAUAACUGCAUCUACAGAUUGCUGUGUGAGAGUGUGGACAUUGCAAGGACGGUUUGUGGGAACGUUUGGAGAAAAAGCACCUUGGGAGCCACUGGAAAACUUUUAUCAUCCAAAGCACGAGAAGAAAGUUCCUGCAGAUAUUCAAAGAACUGCUUCGCAGGGAACACUGCGCGUGCUUACUGGAUCCAGUUCGAGAUGGAGAAUUGCCACCAACGUCCUCCGUUUCCUUGGGAUGGGCCGAAGGCGCUCUACGCAUCCAGGGCUCCUGUGCAGCAACCUCGGAGAUGGUACGCUCGACAAGGAAGAACUUGAGUUGCAAAGACGGCUGGAGACGUUAAAAAUACCAGCCACUAACAUUCUCGGAAAAAACUAUCAACCCAAAAACAGACACAAAAUACCACCCACCAAUAUAAAGCAGAAAAUGAUACAGAAUCAAUGCGUAGUCUACGCUUCCCUUCCUUACACAGAGCUGAGAAUCCCUAAAGAGCCUAAGAUGCCACAAAUCGUUGCCAAGCGACAAUGGGAGCGAUCUGCCGCGAUACUUAAAAGUGAUAAUGUCAGGUUCAAGCAUCCUUUCCGUACCAGACGAGAAGGCUCAGUAUUUCAAGGCAGUGCAUUCGCAAGGCGUCAGUCGAUAAUGAGAAGAUAA